AUAACAAAUCGUCAGCCAGUCGUUGUCCGUUAGCGGUGGGAUCGAGACUGAAAUUUUUCACUUGUACUUUUUUAUUUCCAAAUACUCAUCGGAACAUCGUCUUCUAACUAAAAAAAGUUGUCUAGUAGUUAGCUAGUCUUCGCUUAUCAAAUUCAAGGUGCAUCAUUCACAAGUCCAGCGGAAACAGUGCACCAAUGCAGACCUUCAAAAGUGUGUGUGUGUAUGUUAGCUGAUUAUUGGUCUUGCUUUCAAAUUGUUUCAACCCAAUCGUAUUGUGAUCAUUGUGUGUCCCUGAAAUUUAACGAAUUGACGCAAUCAUGGCGAUUGGUGUAAUGUGGAUCGGCGUAAUGUUGACGCUCUCCUGCUGGACCGUUUGUUCGAUCGAUGGAUUAACAUCCGGAUCGAGUGCCAGUGUACCUUCCGUUCUCGGCAGUGCCGUCAACAAUGGUGGAAGUAACAGUGGCAGCAGUCCAGUCUUGGCAGUUAAAAAAGACGCCCGUUGCGAAGAGAUUACCAUCCCAAUGUGCCGCGGGAUCGGAUACAAUUGGACAUCCAUGCCCAACUCUCUCCAUCAUGAAACUCAAGAAGAGGCGGGACUAGAAGUGCAUCAAUUCUGGCCUUUGGUGGAGAUCCAGUGUUCUCCUGACAUGCGAUUUUUCCUCUGCUCCAUCUACGCUCCGAUUUGCAUUCAAGACUAUCCAACAUCUAUUCCUGCAUGCAAAUCCGUUUGUCUCCGUGCUGAAUCCGGAUGUGCUCCACUGAUGAGAAAAUACGGAUUCGCUUGGCCCGAUCGGAUGCAGUGCGACAAGUUCCCCAAUUUCGGUGAUCCGCAGAACCUCUGCAUGGACGCGCGUAACGGCAGUUUGCCUCCGCCAACUAUAACUCCACCGCCGUCGCAACUAUUGCCACUUCCGCCCGAAUCCAUCGAGCCGAUGGAAAGGCCGAAACAAAGGCCUGGCUUGAUUCCAUCCAAAAUCAACUGCAAAGGCCCCAAUAAACGUCUCUGCUCUCCCGAUGAAUUGAUGAUGAGCACGGGGUCGUCGUGCGAAUGUCAGUGUCGCCCUCCACUCAUCCGGCUGGGACCGAACGAUGGCCGCUAUAAUCGCUCGUCCAGUUUGAGUGUUGGCGGUAUCCCGAAUUGCCUUUUGCCGUGUUCCAGUCCGUUCUUCUCCGAAGAUGAGCAAUGGUUCGCUUCGCUGUGGAUCGCUCUCUGGGCCGCCAUUGCCGCCUUGUCAUCCGCGCUCACCUUUGCCACUUUUCUCAUCGAUCGACCUCGAUUCAGGUAUCCAGAGAGACCAUUGAUCUUCUUGUCGGCUUGUUACGUCGGUCUUAGUCUCGGCUAUCUGGUAAGAGUCGUCGUCGGUGGCCGGGACGUGGUUGCCUGCGAAGGCAACGCCAUCCGUUACGGCGCCGCUCCGUCGCUCAUCACAACUGGAACCGGAGCCAGUUUUAUCGGUGUCAGCAGCUCCACUUCCAGUCCGGCCUGUGUCGUCACCUUCUUACUCGUCUACUUUUUCGGUCAAGCCGCUGGAUUGUGGUGGGUGAUUCUGUCGUUGACCUGGUUCUUGGCCGCUGGACGUAAAUGGGGUAGUGAAGCAAUCGCUCGAUGCUCACCCUAUUUCCACUUGGUUGCGUGGACUAUUCCGGCCGUUCAAACAGCCGCUGCUUUGCUAAUGGCAGCUGUGGAUGGCGAUUCAUUAGCCGGCGUUUGCCACGUCGGUGUCCAGCAAACGGCGUUGCUCCGAUGGCUGGUUCUCUUCCCUUUAGGCCUGCAUUUACUCCUCGGUGGAGGUUUCCUGCUAGCUGGACUAGCCGGUUUGGCUCGCAUCCGACGCGUCCUCAAAGAACAGGGCAGGCCUAAAGCCGAGAAGCUCGAAAAAUUGAUGAUACGAAUCGGUAUCUUCAGCGUACUCUAUUCAGUUCCAGCUGCAAUUUUGCUGGGCUGCUACGCCUACGAGGUAGCCUACCAUGUUGAAUGGGGACGGACGCUCACCUGUUCCGGUUGUCCGUCGUCAGUGGAUGCAACCCUAUUGCCAUCCUAUCAAUCACGUCCCGACUUUUCCAUCUUCAUGCUCAAGUAUUUCAUGACAUUGGUUGUGGGUAUCACGUCCGGAUUUUGGAUCUGGUCGCACAAAACGUUGGAUUCUUGGCGUAAGUUCUACCGACGGCUUUGUCAUUCACGGCCCAAGACGCCGAUCCCGCACGGGCAUCAACAACAGCAGCCGCAGCAGCUGCAUCAUCAUCAUCAACAACAGCAGCAACAGCAACAACAACAAUUCCAACAGCAACAGCAGCAGUGUCAACUGAUGGCUCCUACUGUGCCGCCACUACCGGGCCAGCAUCACCAUCAGUACCCGAUGAGUAACAAAUCGUCCAGCUUGAUCAAACAGCCAUUGAUGCAGAGCGUUCAGAGUCAUCUGGGCAGCACGUACAAAGCGCCACCGUUGAGUCACGUUUGAGUCACUUUUCUCCCCCUUUUUUUUUUUCUCAUCCGUCGGUUGAGCCUUCGCAGCCUCCGCCCUGGAUACCCCCCUCCAUUCCAAUCUGAAUAACUUGAAUUCAAACAUUAUCUCAUCAAGUUUUACGUUGCUAGGGGACCAACUUUUUUUCUCCCUCCUUCUUACCAUUCUCUUUUCUCUCCCCCCCACUUUUGCUCCUGUUCACAUUGAACCAACAGAGAAGGGUCGCGUAUUGAUCGUGCGGAUUCCCCUCGGUUCCACCAUCCUCCCAACUGGGCUCUCCAUCGCAGCCAAGGGACGUCGAAAAACGUAAAGCUGAAGCUUAAAAAAGCCUAGAACCACACAACCAAAACUCUUGAUCGUUAAGGAGGGACAAAACUCUUUUGUUUCUGGCCUUUUUUUUUUUAUCUUGGAGUUCCCAUGGAAUUUUGUUUUAAUUCUUCCAAGUCUAUUCAAAGAGAAAAAAAAGUCAUUAAUGAUGGAUUAACUCAAGGAAGAAGACAAAUCUCUCAACCUUUUUUUUCGAUGGUAUUACCUGUAAGCAGAAAAAAGGUGAAGAAGAUCCGGUCAUCAACUCCCAAUAGACGCGUAGGGGGAAGUCCAUCAUCGUCGUCGACUUAUACACAAAUUUACUAUUUUUAACGACAACGUCGAAAAUAUUUUUGAAAGGUUUUUCUACUCCCCCAUUUUUUUCUUUUCUUUGUGGGGUACACGAAGAGAGAAAUUGGAGACGCGUUUUGUCUGUUUAUGUGUGUGUGUGUGUGAGCGAGAAGAUGUGCAGGCCCCCUCCGUUUAUGUCAACACUUUUGACACCCCAUACUCUUCAAACUCUUCCUUCUGCACACACACACACACAACACGCACUUACGAUAUACUACCUUAUGUACAUACAUAUACAUAGUAAACUGCUAUAUAAUAUAAAUAUUUUUUAAUUUUAUUGUGUUAUAUUGUGUAUACCUUGUGACUCCCUUUUCCUUCUUUUGUAUUUUUGUUUCGCCUCUCGCAGUUCUAGUCACGCAAUUCCCCUCAUCCCUUUUGGACCAGGUAGAAAAUGUUUUGAUUUUCGUGUCCCGUGUGUGCCAUGAUUGUUAAUAUUUAUAUUCUAUCUAUAGGCUUAUAAUUAAUUAUGCAAAAACACAAUUUCUUCUCACGAUCGAAUCAGAUGGUUUUCUAGGGGAAAAAAAAAUUAAAUCCAAACAAUAAAAGGUAUACGAAUCUAAGCCCCGUCAUCUUUGUUGUAAUAAAUGUCCAUGUGAGUGUGUGUAAUGUGUCUGCGUCCAUCAACACGGUGGAUGCUGUGAAGUUCGGCCAUCUUUUUUGUUUAUUUUGUACGUAUAUAUGUGUUUGUAUAAUGGAGCGAGCUACCUGUUUUUGUCAAAACCGUCGUACGAUUGCGAUAAUAAACAAAAACCCCCGUC
This is a messenger RNA of Daphnia magna, 3877 nucleotides long. RefSeq names its product frizzled-5. The transcript has 5 exons. NCBI's taxonomy places the organism in Eukaryota, Metazoa, Arthropoda, Branchiopoda, Diplostraca, Daphniidae. The record is from RefSeq and is a predicted model, not a curated record. Gene Ontology annotation, molecular function: Wnt-protein binding; Wnt receptor activity. Gene Ontology annotation, cellular component: plasma membrane. Gene Ontology annotation, biological process: canonical Wnt signaling pathway; non-canonical Wnt signaling pathway. Bases 318 to 2459 code for a protein of 713 amino acids.